AUGGCCGAGCCCUCAGCGCCGCCCGCCGCCGCCGCCGGCGCGGAAAGUUGCGGCGAGGAGCCGGCGCGGGGCGCGGACCCGGAGGGCGAGGCGGGGCCGCCGCCGGCCUCCCCCGGGGGGCAGUCGGAGCCCGGCUCGCCGGUGGCCGCCCCCUUCUUCCUGCUCUACCCGGGCGAUGGGGGCGCCGGCUUCACGGCGCGCCCGCCGCCCCCGCAGCCGCGCGCCUGGAGGACCCCGCCGUCGCCCGGCUCCCCGCUGCCCUUCCUGCUGCUGAGCUACCCGGGCGGCGGCGGCGGCGGCGGCGGCGGCGGCAAGCACCAUCCGAAUUAUCUCAUGGCUAAUGAACGCAUGAACCUGAUGAACAUGGCCAAGCUGAGUAUUAAGGGUCUGAUUGAAUCGGCUCUAAACCUAGGGAGAACGCUGGACUCUGACUACGCACCUCUCCAGCAGUUCUUCGUGGUGAUGGAGCACUGCCUGAAACACGGCUUAAAAGCUAAGAAAACUUUUCUUGGACAAAAUAAAUCCUUCUGGGGGCCCCUAGAAUUGGUAGAAAAGCUUGUUCCAGAAGCUGCAGAGAUAACAGCAAGUGUUAAAGAUCUUCCCGGACUUAAGACACCAGUAGGCAGAGGAAGAGCCUGGCUUCGAUUGGCAUUAAUGCAAAAGAAACUUUCAGAAUAUAUGAAAGCUUUGAUCAAUAAAAAGGAACUUCUCAGUGAAUUCUAUGAACCAAAUGCCCUCAUGAUGGAAGAAGAAGGAGCCAUAAUUGCUGGUCUGUUGGUGGGUCUGAAUGUCAUUGAUGCCAAUUUCUGUAUGAAAGGAGAAGAUUUGGACUCUCAGGUUGGAGUUAUAGACUUUUCUAUGUAUCUCAAGGAUGGGAACAGCAGUAAAGGUAGUGAAGGAGAUGGACAAAUUACUGCAAUUCUGGACCAGAAAAACUAUGUAGAAGAACUCAACAGACAUCUGAAUGCUACUGUAAACAACCUUCAAGCAAAAGUGGAUGCAUUAGAAAAAUCCAACACUAAACUGACAGAGGAACUUGCAGUUGCAAACAACAGGAUUAUUACCUUGCAAGAAGAAAUGGAACGAGUUAAAGAGGAAAGCUCCUACAUACUAGAGUCCAAUCGGAAGGCUCCUAAGCAAGACAGAACUUCAGAAGGGCAAGCACUAAGUGAAGCAAGAAAGCAUUUAAAGGAGGAGACACAAUUGCGACUGGAUGUUGAGAAAGAACUGGAGAUCCAGAUCAGCAUGAGGCAGGAGAUGGAGUUGGCCAUGAAGAUGCUGGAGAAGGACGUCUGCGAGAAGCAGGACGCCCUGGUGUGUCUGCGGCAGCAGCUGGAUGACCUCAGGGCUCUCAAACAUGAACUUGCCUUUAAGCUGCAGAGUUCAGACUUAGGAGUAAAACAGAAAAGUGAACUAAACAGUCGCUUAGAAGAGAAGACCAAUCAGAUGGCUGCUACAAUUAAACAACUUGAACAAAGAUUGCGCCAGGCCGAGCGAGGCCGCCAGUCUGCUGAACUGGACAACAGGCUCUUCAAGCAGGACUUCGGAGACAAGAUCAACAGCCUGCAGCUGGAAGUGGAGGAGCUCACCAGGCAGCGCAACCAGCUUGAGUUAGAACUAAAACAGGAAAGAGAAAGAAGGUUAAAGAACAGCAGGAGCAUCCCAGGAAAGAGUUCCCAGAAGCCAGAACCCAAAAUGGAUGGGAAGCACAAAAUUCAAGAGGAACAUGUUAAACUAAAACAGCCCCUGGAAGAAAGCCACAGGCUGCAGUCUCCCCCGGUGGAUGAACAGGAUCAGCCGCUGCUCUCUGAAGAGCCACAGGUGUGUCAGCUCUGCCAGGAAGGUGGCAGCCUAACAAAGAAUGUCUGUGAGAACUGCAGAGGAACCUUCUGUGAUGCCUGUUCAACAAACGAACUGCCUCUUCCUUCAAGCAUUAAGCCUGAGCGAGUUUGCAAUCCCUGUCACGAGCAGCUGAUGAAACAGUAUUCCACCAGCCCAGCGUAA
Pipistrellus nathusii (Nathusius's pipistrelle) is the source of this 2004-nucleotide messenger RNA. NCBI's taxonomy places the organism in Eukaryota, Metazoa, Chordata, Mammalia, Chiroptera, Vespertilionidae. The record is from the annotation of a GenBank genome assembly.